CGGGCGGGGCGCCGCGGUGGCGGCUCGGCCGGUCGGUCCCGCACGGCCCGGCGGCGGCGACUCGGCUGGCACCGGCACCGGCACCGCCACAGCCCUGCCGGCCACCGCCCGCUCCCCGCGGGCUCUUCCCUCCCAGCUCCCCUAGCCCGCUGCCCUCAGGGCCUCUUCCCUUCCCUCAGCCCCCCCACCUCACUCCCCCCUCCCCGCGGACCCCUCAGUUCCCCCCCGGUCAUUCCCUCUUCCCCCCCUCAGGAUCCCUCCUUACCCUCACAUCCCCCCGCACGCUGCGGGCCCCCCCGAGCGCCUUCCCCGCUAGGCCUGAAGCCCCCGCCCGCGGCCUCCCCCAUGGUGGGGUUCGGGGCGAACCGCCGGGGCGGCCGCCUGCCCUCGCUGGUGCUCGUGGCGCUGCUGGCCGUGAUCGCCGUGCUCGCCUUCCACUGCUGGAACGCGGCGUCGCGGCAGGCCCUGCUGCGGGAGGAGCUGGCCGAGCUGCAGAGCCAGGCCCAGCGCACCGAGGUGGCGCGGGGCCGCCUGGAGCGGCGCAACUCGGACCUGCUGGGCAAGGUGGACUCGCACAGGAAGCAGCUGGAGCAGAAGGAGGCGGACUACAGCCACCUGAGCAGCCAGCUGCAGGCCAGGGACGGCCAGGUGAAGAGGUGCGAGGACGGCAAGAUGAAGCUGCAGAACAACAUCUCGUAUCAGAUGGCAGACAUACAUCGGCUAAAGGAACAACUGGCAGAGUUACGGCAGGAGUUCAUUCGCCAGGAAGAUCAGCUGCACGAGUACAAGAAGAACAACACGUACCUGACGAGGAGGCUGGAGUAUGACAGCCUGCAGUGUGGGCAGCAGAUCAAGGAAAUGAGACUGCAGCAUGAAGAGAACAUCAAGAAAUUAAUGGACCAAAUUGCUCGGGAACAAAAGGCCACACAAAAAGUUCAGUCUAGUAAGGACACUGCAGUCAGCCCCAGCAAUGGUGAGCAGGCGGUUCCUGAGACCGUUGCAGAGGUGGAAGAUAAAGACAUAGUGAAGAAUGAGGAGCCUUCAGAACAUGUUGCAAAUGGCAAAGAGAAAAUCAAACCAGGAGGAGAUGCAGGCAUGCCUGAAAUAGAAGAUAAUGACCCUGCUAAAGCUGAAGAUACUCCCACUGCUUUAAAGAGGCCACUUAUUUCAGCUCCUAAAAGUGAAGGUCAUCAGCCUGUUAUCAAUCUUCCAACUGAACAGCCCCACGCUCCAAACCUGGCACCAGGUUUGCCCAGUGACAGUGAUGGAAAUGCUGACAUCGCCAAGCAGAUCCCUCCAAAUUCUCUCCAGCACUUGAAUUUUGAAGAAAAUGUGGAAGCCCAGAAAGAGCACAAGGUUGAGCCAGACCAGAUGAAAAUCCCAAAGAGCCGAGUUAGCGACUUGCAGAAGAUUAAGCAAAGCCGGUUCUUUGAUGAGAAUGAAUCCCCUGUGGACCCGCAGCAGGGUUCUAAACUGGCAGAUUAUAAUGGGGAUGAUGGGAACGUGGGUGAGUAUGAGGCAGACAAACAGGCCGAGCUGGCUUACAAUGAGGAAGAGGAUGGUGAUGGUGGAGAAGAAGACGUCCAAGAUGAUGAGGAGCGAGACCUGCAGAACGACCUGGGGGACUACAGCAAGUCCCGCCUGAACGAGGGGGUCCUGUAGGCCCCGGGCACAGAGGGCUCAACCCAGGAACCUGAGGUGCUGCAAAACUGGACCUGUUUUACUCCAGUGUUUCCUGCUUCCAGGGAAGCUGAGGAUCAAGUGCCGAGAGUGCUCAGCAGCAGGAGGAGAGGACCCCCUCUGUACAUAUGUACAUAUUUGUACUGUUGCAGGUUGUAUUAAACCCACAUCUUUGCUGUUACCUGGAGCUGGUUACUCAGCCUGGUGCUUACCUGUAAUAAUCUUUACACUCAAACCCAGUCUAUAAACACAGGCUGAACUGUUUCUGCCACUUCGAACCCUUGCAACCCAGAGAACUUGUACAGUUUGUACCUGAUGUAACAAAGCCACUGUGGAAGCCAUGUACAGCCAAGAACUCCUUUUCUACAGCCCCACCUGUGUGGCAGAGCUGCUGCUCCCGAGUGCUGGGGUUUGCACAGCAGUGAGAAUGCAAUGUCAGAGGGACUGGGAACUGAAUGGUUCAAUAACUGCUCCUUCCUCACUGCAACCCAGCACCACAUCCCACUGAACUUCUGUGCAGUGACCACAUCUCAUAGCUAGAGCUGCAAAUCUGUAGUAGGACUUGAAUAAUUCGAUACAUCCCAAAAAAAGUUGUGCAACUAAUGGCUUGAUUUAAAAGGUGAUAUAAAUAACUUGCAGCUUGUAGGAAAGCUUUGUGUUAAAGAGGGUAAGUGUGUCAGUGAGACACGUGUCCAGCAGCUGUGGCAGCCCCUCGAUGGAAGGACCAGCCCGUGCCCAGGUAAACACGCUGUGGGUGCUGGUGUGCUGUCCCAGAGUGUCCAUCCCAGCUCCAGCCACUCCAGUUCAUUUCCAGUUCGAUGCCCUGAGCCUGAACACCCAGCACAUCCCACGGUUUGGUUUCCUCCAUCAGAUCUGUAAGUCAGACCCUUUCCUGUAUUCUGUAUUCACUUUCAGAAUUGAUGGGGAUGAUUCCAUUGCUGUGCAGGGGUGGGAAUGAAGGGGAUUGUCCCCCCUGCUCCCCCGAGGGCUCCUGUGGACACAGGUGGAUGGCCCUGAUGAGGGUGAUUGAACUCAUCCCUGUGCUCUGGUGCUGGGCUGAAGUAUUGGGUCAGGUUUGCUCCUUGCCAGCUCAGUGAACCUCUUAAAUAAAGUUCAAUGCUUGUACAAUUAU
Motacilla alba alba is the source of this 2812-nucleotide messenger RNA. It is a transcript of the gene GOLM2, whose product is annotated as golgi membrane protein 2. The coding region runs from base 346 to 1662 and encodes 438 amino acids. The record is from RefSeq and is a predicted model, not a curated record. Lineage: Eukaryota; Metazoa; Chordata; Aves; Passeriformes; Motacillidae. The transcript is spliced from 10 exons.